Aphidius gifuensis is the source of this 1005-nucleotide messenger RNA. RefSeq lists its product as uncharacterized. The transcript has 6 exons. The record is from RefSeq and is a predicted model, not a curated record. NCBI's taxonomy places the organism in Eukaryota, Metazoa, Arthropoda, Insecta, Hymenoptera, Braconidae. The coding region runs from base 1 to 1005 and encodes 334 amino acids.
AUGAAAUUACCAAUUACAUCACUCGUUAUUAUUGCUGUCGGUUUUGGACUUUUUGGCUGGAUCAAUGCAACACCCUUGAGUACUGUUGAUUCAGUGGAAAAUUUUUCAAAGGAAACAUCGACAUCAUCAGAUAAUUUUUUAGUAUACGUAAAUUCAAGUGGAUUAUUUACACUUCCAUUUUCUAAAAAAAAUAAAAAUUUAUCAGAAAUUGAAAUAACUGACUCUUCAAGCUUUUCUGGUACAUUUGAUAGUAAAAAUUCCCACAAUAAAGAAUUUACUAUUAGUUGUGCAAAUAAUAAUAUUUAUAUUUUAAAAAAAUCAAAAGAAGAUGAAAGAAAAGUUCUCGAUAUAAUAAAUUACAAUGAUAAUAAUGAAUUUAAAAGAAUUAAUCAAGUCUCUGAUAUGUUUAAUAAUGCAACAUCAAUAGCAUCAGAUAGGAAAACAGGAAAUAUUUAUUGGAUUGAAUGUAACAAUAAAAAACAAUAUUCAAUUAAAGUUACAAAUGAAUCAUUUAAAGAAUCAAAAUAUAUUAUUAAUCCACGUAAAGAAAUUGCUAUGAGUGUAAUACAUAUUUAUCCAAAACGAGACGAAAUAUUUUUUGCACAUACUGAAUUAUGGUAUUAUUCAAAUUAUUCAACAUCAUUUAAUCAUCGUCCACAAGGUCUUUUUGAUGGAUUAAGAGACGAAAUUUUUGUUGAUUUUGCAAUUGAUUAUGUACUUGAUAAAUUAUGCUGGAUUGCUUUGAAUUAUGAAAAUUCUGAAUUGAAUUGUGUUGACAUCAGUACUUCUUCACGACCAAUAAAUUCACAAGACGUUGUUUUUAUCAAGGAGAUUCCAAAUUUUGCUACUAAUUUAGCAGUAUUUAAUAAUACAUUUUACUGGAUUGCAUAUGAGAGAAAUGAGGGAGUAUUGUAUUUUUACAAUGGCCAAGAUGAACCUGUUAAAGUAGUUGGUUCAAAUCAAAAUGAUAGAUUAUCAUUUCUUUCUUCAGAUUGUUCACAUUAA